Molecule: messenger RNA, 779 nt
Organism: Ambispora gerdemannii
Lineage: Eukaryota; Fungi; Glomeromycota; Glomeromycetes; Archaeosporales; Ambisporaceae
Source: the annotation of a GenBank genome assembly
AUGACUUGCCAAAUACUGGCUUCCGAUAGACCUCACUCUACCGCAGGCGCCCUGCAUACUCAACAGACACCCAACAACUUUGUAGCCCAAAAUCAGCCGGCCACCUCCUGGACGAUGACUUGCCAAAUAUUGGCUUCCGAUAGAUCUCACUCUACCGCAGGCGCGUCAUUCGUUCUUAACAAAGCUGUCGUAAAUUAUGGGAAAGAAACGAAAAAGAUAUGUACUAAAGCACCUGGGAAACGUAUGAAAGGUGUAACUAACUGGAUUUGGGAGAGUGCUCGAAAUAACAAUACAUUACCAGUUUACCUAAAAGUUAAAGAUACGGUGUGCCAAUUAUGCUAUAACGGAAUGAUCGUUCAGCCUUCAGCUGCGAUGAAAGAACAUAUGAAGGCAACGUUUGAUAAUACUUUAUUGGAACUGAAGAUAACGUUUGAUGCUCAACCUAAGACUGAUGUUGUAUUGAAACCAGAAGUAAUGUCUUUUCCAGAAGCAAUAAAAGUUAUGACAAAAAUUUUAUAUUAUAAACGUGAAGUAAUACAAAAAUUGCCAGCAUUCCAAGAUUUUGGGGAAUUUAGCUCUUGCUUGGAAGCGGAAAAUGGACAACUAAUGACUUUUUUCGAUGAACUCAUAUUGUCAACAAAUUUAUCACAAAAAAAGCCAGAAUCACAUCCCAAAAUAAUAUCUCAACUACUUUUUGUUUGCUACUUGCUUUGUACGAGUGAUUCAAUGAUUAAUGCUUUAUCAGAACUCGGUAUCACAUCAACGACACAAACCAUCUG